This is a messenger RNA of Scedosporium apiospermum, 2061 nucleotides long. RefSeq lists its product as uncharacterized. Gene Ontology annotation, cellular component: nucleus; CAF-1 complex. Gene Ontology annotation, biological process: DNA replication-dependent chromatin assembly; nucleosome assembly. Lineage: Eukaryota; Fungi; Ascomycota; Sordariomycetes; Microascales; Microascaceae. Bases 1 to 2061 code for a protein of 686 amino acids. Gene Ontology annotation, molecular function: protein binding. The transcript has 6 exons. The record is from RefSeq and is a predicted model, not a curated record.
AUGAAGAGCAUACCCCUCAUCAUUAACUGGCACGACCAGAAUGCCCCAGUCUACUCAGCACACUUCGAGCCCAAUGGCAAGGGAAGGCUAGCCACUGCUGGCGGAGACAAUAAUGUCAGGCUCUGGAAAAUUGAAGCUGAGGGCGAUCUUCUGGCCUCUGCUGGAGAUGAUGGGAACGUCAUUCUUUGGGUACUCUCUGAAACACACCAAACUGCCUUCGGCUCAGAUGGUCUUGAGGACAAGGAAACGUGGCGGGCCAGGCAUAUGUGCCGGUCGAGUGGUGCCGAGAUUUAUGACCUUGCCUGGUCCCCGGACGGCUCCCAUUUCAUUAUCGGAAGCAUGGAUAACAUUGCACGCAUCUAUAACACGGCGUCAGCUUCGCCGUAUAUUGAUUCUGACUUGGUUCCAGGAUAUCUUGUCCGGCAGAUUGCAGAGCAUAGCCAUUAUGUUCAGGGUGUAGCGUGGGAUCCUCUUAACGAGUUCAUCGCCACUCAAUCCUCUGACCGAUCCGUCCACAUCUACUCGCUCCGUACGAAGGACGGGCAAUAUACCCUGAACAGUUAUGAUGAUGCAAAGCCUCCAAAGUUGGCGAGUCAUGCCAAGGCCGAUCUUCCCCCUCGAAGAAUUUCAUCCAGCAGCCCUGCGCCGCCGGAUUUCGGUGUUCGUGCGCCGCUUCCAGCCGACUCUGUCACGUCGGCGUCUAUCAACUCGCCAGUCCCCUCAGCACCUGGAACGCCCAAUUCACUCCCUCUCCCGAUGAACCCCCCGAGCGUUAUGAGCCACAGCCGGAGGUCAUCUUUUUCCUCGCGGCGCUCACCCUCCCCUGCCCCUUCCAUGCCUCUCCCGGCAGUCAUGCCGAUGGAAGCGUCUCCCAAGCCGCCAUCUUUCCUCAAUACCGGCUUGGGAGUCAAGAAUGCCAGCCUGUAUGCCAACGAGACUUUGACCUCCUUCUUUCGACGGUUGACCUUUACGCCUGAUGGCAGUCUUCUGUUGACUCCCUCAGGGCAAUACCAAACCCAGCACCAGACGGAUAAGGAUUCGAAACCAACGUAUGAGGUCAUUAACACCGUGUACAUCUACACGCGAGGCGGCAUCAACAAGGCUCCCAUUGCCCACUUGCCCGGCCAUAAGAAGCCGUCAGUUGCUCAUAUCACAAUCGACACAUCCUCAGCGGAAGAACCGAUACCCGAACUACCGGAGCCUCUGUCUGGGCCAUCACCGGGGUCGCAGGUUAUGGAGCCUCCACCACCCCCCACUUGUGAUGCGACAUCAGCACAAGUGAAGCCCUCGAGCGCCGACUCUGACGCUGCCACGGCGGUUACCGGCGGCCCCAAAUCCGCUUUUAUUCUACCGUAUAGAAUGAUAUACGCUGUCGCAACCCAAGAUUCGGUCUUCCUCUAUGAUACCCAGCAACAAACGCCUCUUUGUGUUGUUAGCAAUCUUCAUUGUGCCACUUUUACUGACCUCACCUGGUCAAGUGAUGGUCUGACGCUUCUGAUAACGUCUUCCGACGGCUUCUGCUCUACGCUCUCCUUUGCACCUGGAGAACUUGGUGAGAUUUAUACUGGCGAUGUGCCUAGUCUCAAGAAUCCUACUCUUUCGGGCCCAGUAACCUCAGCGCCAGUCCAAAACAUGCCAGUGCUGACACCCACCUCGGCUUUUGCGCCACCAUCACCGUACCAUGGUCAUCAGCACAGGAACUCUACCGGUUCCUUCACUGCCCCAUCGCCACCUACUCCUGCCUUGUCGUUCCCGGCUGGACGUCCCAGCUCUCCAGCGAGGUCGACAUCGGCCUCAUCGGUCACUACCCAGGCUUCCACAGCUGUAUUGAGCAAUCCGCCUCUCAUUGUCGGAAGCGUCCCCGGCAUCGUGGCAACGAAUUCUGGCAAAGUCACGGGAGUCCCGAUCACCACUCCUCCCGAGACCCCCCGCAAUACGAGCACUGUUGCUGGGGUCAAGCGGGAUGCUAGCGAGGCAGAGAGGGAUGAGGUGAAGGAGCCCAAGAAGAGACGGGUUGCUCCAACGCCAGUAACACAGGAUCCUAAACCAGAGGCUAGUUGA